CAUCAACAUGCCCAUCAAAAAAGAAGACCGCGUGGUCGAUACAGACAACAUACAGGGCAGUAUCUGGCCCCGUCUGCCCAAGUAUUAUGAAUCUUACCUCUUCUUCAAGAUCACCAACAAGGGGCGCUUCAGGAAACACCUCCGAGCUCUCGUUGAUAAGAAGAAAAUUACCACUGGUAGUCAAUGCGAGGAGCACUUGCUCGCAGUUAAGGAGUUCGAAGAAGCCUGUGCACACUCUCGACGUGAUGUGCCUGAGUCCGAGCGAGAGCCCUUUACCGCGGUGAAUAUCGCCUUUACCCACAUGGGUCUGCUCAAGGUUGAAGACCCCGCGGUCGCUACAAGAUUCGCCGAGACCCUCAAAGAAGAUCGAGACGCGUAUUGCAAAGAGCGAAUCAACGAGGGCCUCUUCGAGAAGGGCAUGUUCGAUGAUCUCGUGUACGAAGGAGCCGAUAGCCCUCCGGCAUUGCAUCCGGAUUUCCGCGCUCCUCCCGGAAACGAAAACAAGAAAGAUCCCGAACGGUGGGAAUGGCGAGUCGAUGGGGUUUUCAUCGUGGCUGCCCAUACUUCCGAGGCUCUACGCGCGAAGAUUGGCGAGGUGGAAAAUGAAUUCCAUACUGGGGAUGCGAAUAAGAUCAGUAUGAGGAUUGCGUUUAGACGGGAUGGUCAGGUGCGUCCGGGUGCGGACCGUGGAAAGGAACACUUCGGAUAUGAAGAUCAUAUCUCGCAACCGAAGAUCAAGGGCUUGGAUGAUCCCCCGGCCACGGGUGAACCUCAUGCCUGUCCUCCAGGAUACAUCUUUCUCGGUCACGAAGGUGAUCCCAACAAGAAGAGAGGCCCCGCAUGGGCCAAGGAAGGCAGCUUCUUUGUCUUCCGUCAGCUCGACCAGAAGGUUCCUGAAUUCAACACCUUCCUCAAGGAAGCGGCACCGACAAUCCCAGGCACCAACUACAGCGGAGACGACGGCCCGGAGAAGCUAGGAGCUCAUCUAAUGGGCCGAUGGAAGAGCGGAUGCCCCAUCACCAGCGCCGAGCGCCCCGAAGCCAUCGACCGCGACGUCCCGGAACUAGCAUUCUCCAACAAAUUCGACUUCCGACCCAAGAAGAGCAUCAAGGGAUGUCCGUUCGCGGCCCACAUCCGCAAGAUGCGUCCCCGGGCCGAUAAAAAGCAGGAUAUCGGAACCGAAGACGAUGGGGACAACGAGCCCAUUCCCGAUCUGGAGACUGAUGAGAUUCUCGCAGAGGGACAACACGAGGAUGCCAGUGUCAUCCUCCGUCGGGGAAUCGCCUUCGGGCCUGAACUCACCGAGGAAGAAAUCGAGCAGAACAAGACGAUCGAGCAGCGCGGGAUCUACUUCACUUGCUAUCAGAGUUUGAUUCGGGAUGGCUUCAACUUCCUCAUGACUCGUUGGGCGAGCAACGCAUCCUUCCCUGAAUACAAGGCUAAGACCUACCCCGAUGGGCCGGGGAUGGAUCCGUUCAUCAACCAGAGGUUGCGGAAGGAUCAUCCCACUGGGCAUAUUAGUCUGUAUGAUGGAGUCAACCCGGAUAGAACCGUCAAGCUGGAGCUUGGGUUGAGUCCGUGGGUCCAUCAGAGAGGUGGUGAAUACUUCUUCACGCCUUCGAUCAAGGCUCUGCGGGAGCAAUUUUCUGCUCCUUGA
Molecule: messenger RNA, 1657 nt
Organism: Aspergillus ibericus CBS 121593
Lineage: Eukaryota; Fungi; Ascomycota; Eurotiomycetes; Eurotiales; Aspergillaceae
Exons: 6
Coding region: 8-1657 (549 amino acids)
Cellular component (GO): cytosol
Molecular function (GO): heme binding; peroxidase activity
Source: RefSeq, a predicted model, not a curated record